Messenger RNA from Suricata suricatta (meerkat), 1690 nucleotides. RefSeq names its product claudin 4 (gene CLDN4). Gene Ontology annotation, cellular component: bicellular tight junction; plasma membrane. The record is from RefSeq and is a predicted model, not a curated record. NCBI's taxonomy places the organism in Eukaryota, Metazoa, Chordata, Mammalia, Carnivora, Herpestidae. Gene Ontology annotation, molecular function: structural molecule activity. Gene Ontology annotation, biological process: cell adhesion; bicellular tight junction assembly. The coding region runs from base 252 to 881 and encodes 209 amino acids. The transcript has a single exon.
UAAGUGCUCCAGUCCCCAGUCUGACAGCCAGCGGCUGAAACGAACAGGUCCGGUCACACUCGCCCUGCUGGUGCUUCUGACUCCGGAGAGAUAGGGAGCUGAUCCAACUGCCUCUGCCUCUGGAUUUGAAGUGAAAGUCUUCCCCAUAGACGUGGAGGGUCUAUCUCAGCGCUUGGAUUCCUACAGUCACCCCCGCCCUGGGCCGGAUCCCCCACAGCCUUCCGGAUCCUAAACCCCAGCAGACACCGGCCAUGGCCUCCAUGGGACUGCAGGUGAUGGGCAUCGCGCUGGCCGUGCUGGGCUGGCUGGGCGCCAUACUGAGCUGUGCGCUGCCCAUGUGGCGUGUGACCGCCUUCAUCGGCAGCAACAUCGUCACGUCGCAGACCAUCUGGGAGGGCCUGUGGAUGAACUGCGUGGUGCAGAGCACCGGCCAGAUGCAGUGCAAGGUGUACGACUCGCUGCUGGCACUGCCGCAGGACCUGCAGGCGGCCCGCGCCCUCAUGGUCAUCUGCAUCAUCCUGGCUGUGCUGGGCGUGCUGCUGUCCGUGGUGGGCGGCAAGUGCACCAACUGUGUGGAGGAUGAGGGCGCCAAGGCUAAGACCAUGAUCGUGGCAGGUGUGGUAUUCCUGAUGGCCGGCCUGCUGGUCAUGGUGCCGGUGUCCUGGACGGCCAACAACAUCAUCCGGGACUUCUACAACCCGCUGGUGCCCUCCGGCCAGAAGCGGGAGAUGGGCGCCUCUCUCUACGUCGGCUGGGCCUCUUCGGGCCUGCUGCUGCUCGGUGGGGCCCUGCUGUGCUGCAAUUGCCCACCGCGCACCGACAAGCCCUACUCGGCCAAGUACUCUGCCGCCCGCUCCGCCCCGGCCAGCAACUACGUGUAAAAGGCCGCCACUCAGCUCUGUCUCCAGUCUUUUUUCUCCCUGGACUGAAGGCACAGCCCGUGACCCCAGGAUGUUCCUGCCACGAGCCACAGGCUGCACCAGCAGGGACUGAGCCAGGCCACUGGCUGGCAGCCCUUCGGCCCCUUCUGGCCCUCUCAGACGCCUACGAACAGCCUCCUCUACGCGGGCAAGGAUGGACAGAAAAGAGACUCGUGUGCUGCCCUCCUCUGGCCCCCGGGGAUACAGAAGAGGGGGGCAGAAGUCACAGGGUAUGGUGGUGGAGGGGGGCUGGCUCCUGCUGGUCAGAAGAGCUGAGCCCUGAAUUUGCUUGGGCUCUGCCUCCGAGUGGGUGCCCUGCCCACGCCUGGGUCAGCCAUGAGAAUGGCUGGCAUCUCGCUCCCCCACCCGCCCUUGGAGCAGAGUCGACAGACGGGUUUGGACGGGAGGGGUGAAGGUACUACAAACUGGUUUGGGUGGUGGUGGGGGAGGAGACCUCGGAGGCAGCCCCGGCUGCCCGCACCCCUCUCAGCUCCCACCCUGCAGCCUCAGGGCUCUGCCUCAGCAGCCUCGGCAGCGGCGGGAGGACCCCGGGCCUCUUGUGACUGGUCACGUCUGGAUUCACUGCCCCUGCCAAGGUCACUGGGCAUCCUGGGGAGGGCAAGGGGAAGCGGUCUUUCUCCGGCCUUCAUCCACAGAAAGUCCUCAACCUUUUCCCUGCCUUGUCUCUGGUUUCUGUUUUGUAACUUAAUAUCUGUUUAUCACAGUAAUUACUAUAAUUUUCUACAAUAAAUGGGACCUGUGCACAGGAA